Molecule: messenger RNA, 5680 nt
Organism: Amblyraja radiata (thorny skate)
Lineage: Eukaryota; Metazoa; Chordata; Chondrichthyes; Rajiformes; Rajidae
Gene: fbrsl1
Product: fibrosin-like 1
Exons: 23
Coding region: 380-4261 (1293 amino acids)
Source: RefSeq, a predicted model, not a curated record
GCCGAGGGGAAAAAAAAGCCCGGAGCGGCCGAACGGCGCGUGCGCGGCGCGACUGGGUCGAAGUGCGCAAGUGCUCGGGGCUGUAAAGCCUUAAAGCUGGCAAGUCCUGAAUGGUAAAAAACAGGCGUCCCGGACCGCUGACUCGAGGAUUUCCAUUGCAGCAAGCAAAGUUUUAACCGAGCCACUUGCUCCGGCUGUCUCCAUGCUGGCCGCGGGCCUGCAUUGUUUGGUUUUGUGAGGAAGGAAGAAGGAAGAGGUGGUGGUGGUGUGAUUAUAUAUUUUAAUUUUCCCCCUCCCUUUUUUUCCGGAGGUAAUUUUUCUGCCUCCGAUUUUUUUUUUUGAGGGGGGAGGGAGGGAGAGGAGUGUUGAAGAGAGGAAUAUGGAGGGCCCGCGGUGUAGCGGGCAGAAGCAGAGGCGAUCGCGCUCUCACCGGGAUCGGGCGAGGAGGAGGGAGGGUGCGAGCCGCGGCGCCCGGCCCCGCAGCCCUUCGUCGGGCUCUGAACGGGACGAGAAGCCGAGCCCCGGCCAGGCGCCGGCCAGCGCGGCCCCCUCCCGCUGCUGCCGGCCUCCCCGCCGCAAGAGGAGGGCAUCCAGCUCUCAGGAAGAGGACAUCAUCGACGGCUUUGCCAUCGCCAGCUUCGCUACUCUGGAGGCUUUGGAGGAAGAAAAGCAUGGUGAUCUCCCCAAUCAUUUGCAUCAUUUAGAUGUGUUUCAAUUUACAAUCGAAACCAAGGAACUUGCACUGAGACCACAAGAACGAAAUGAAAAAUGGGAAAAACAAGUAGGGAAGAAACCACGGCAGGUGGAGAAUGGCAUGUUGGCUGAGCCAAGUGAAAAUGGACAUGAAAAUGGAAAUGGUACCUUGGAGCGAGGUCAAGAUCAGGGAAGAGAUCGAACCAAGAGAAAAGUUCCAUUGAAGAACUCGGCACAGAUGAAGGUUUCAGCCAACCAAAAUGGCAGGAAGAGCGAGGAUGAGUGCGUCAGAGACGCCAACAGUUCACAGAGGAGCAGUUCCAGAGACAAGCUUAGUGAUCGGGAAAACUAUCGCAUCCUUCAGGAGCAGUCAAUAUGCCGAAUUCACUACCGAAGUCCACAACAGAACAAGAAGUCAGCAAUUCUUUCAGCAUCAUCAAACACUAAGGAGAUAUCUUGUACAAAAGAUGUACGAAUUUCGAAAGCUGAAAAGGCCUUCAGUACUCAAAGGGUUAAUCCUUCAACCAAACAAAGUUCUGCACAUUCGUUUUCAGGACGAGGAUACUCUUGUGACAGUGAGAGUGACAUUGACGAUAAGGCAUCAGAUGUAGGCUCUGAGAAACUCUUUUCACCAGCAGCAAGUAAAGGUUCAAGCUUUGCUGGAAGCAAUCUGACGUCGAAUGAGAAACCUGAAACAAAAGGACCAGGUGUUUCCAAGAUAUCCGGACUAGAGCGCAGCCAGGAGCAGAGUAAGGAGACGCCCUUUGUGCCACUGGUCCCAAGCCCACCAGCUAUAGUGGUACCACCACCGCCUUCAGCGUGCACCUCCAACAGCACAGCAAGUCCUACGAUAAAGGAGGCUAUCUACUCAUCACGGCCACAAUCAAGACAACCAACACCACAGUUACAACCACAACUGCAGCAUUAUCCUCUGCCUCAGGUUCAUACACAGCCUCCUUCACAUCACCAGAUUCACCACCAGAUACCCUUCAGCAGUCUUAAUAGUAUCAGCAGCAGGAGCAGCAGUGCCAGCAGUGCUGCAAGCAUCAGUCUACCCAAGCACCUGCCUUCAUCCCCCCAAAUACACCCCCAUCACUCAACCACUCCAGUCUUGCCCCUAUCAAUUCCAAACCUUGCUACCUCACAUAAUUUCUCCCUGAGGCCUCAGACUCAUCCUCAUCACCACGCCAUGUUUGCAACACCAGCUACCUUACCACCACCACCUCCUUUAACUUCAAACAGCCUUGUUGUACCGGGUCACCCUGCAGGACCUGGCUAUUCAGAUACCAGCCUGUUGAUAUCAUUCAACCAACCAAUCAUGUAUUGUCAGCCUCAGUCGGGAAUUUUGAUUGGUGCUUUGUCACAGGCAUCUCUGUUACCUCCACCAAUGAGUCCUCAUGUAGAAAACCACCACAGCAUCACCUGCAGAAACAGGGAAUGCCAGUUUGAAAAGUAUACACCAAAAAUGGAAAAUCCUUUCUAUCGACAUUCUAGUUUCUUCCCACCGUAUGCUCCAACAAUGCCAGGAAUGCCAUCCAUGAUUCCUCAUUCAGGUCCCUUUGGCUCACUUCAGGGAGCAUUUCAGCCUAAGACUUCCAAUCCAAUUGAUGUAGCAAGCAGACAAGGAGCAGUUCCUCACACUCUACUUCAGAAGGACCCCAGGCAAUUAUCAGACCCCUACAGACAGUCAAUAAGACUCCCACUCAAAAGGGUAAAUCUACCUCAAAAACAACUGGGCAAGCCUGGGAAGUGGUGUGCUGUUCAUGUGCAAAUUGCCUGGCAAAUCUACCAUCACCAGCAAAAAUUAAAGCAACAAAUAUCAAUGGAUCAUCACAAACUUGAAAUAGGGGGUAAACUGGACCUGUUUAGCCGGCCACCUGCCCCUGGGGUGUUUCCAGGUUUCUCAUAUCCGCAUGACCUUGCCAGGCCCCUCUUCGCAAGCACAGGUAAUGCACACCCGGCUGCAACCACAUUUGGGCCACCACCUCAUCAUCACAGCAGCUAUUUACCCACUGGUCACAUGGCAGAUCCAUUCAAUAGAUCAAAUACCUAUGGCGGCCUUGGAAACCUCAGCACCAGUGCCUUUGGAGGAUUAGGCAAUCCAGCACUUGCUUCCAACAGCAUGUUUGGUCACAAGGAAGGUCCAGGGAUACAGAGCCUCAACAAUGCUCAUGAGCCAUGGAAUCGCCUCCAUCGAACGCCACCGUCAUUUCCAACCCCACCUCAAUGGCCAAAGCCGGGGGAAUCGGAGCGGAGCUCCUCAGUAACUAAUCACGACAGAGAUCGAGAUUUGGAGAAAAGAGAAUCAUCACUUAAAAAUGACAGAGAGAAAGAAAGAGAUGGAGUGGAGAAAAACAGGCACUCCAACAGAUCGUCACCAGCAUCUGCCCCAGUCAACUACCAAAUCAACAACCUCAUCCACAGCAAUAGCCGAAGCUUGAAUGAUCCAACGAGGCAUCAUAGCACCACUGAGCGAGAUAGAUCAAAGGAGCUAGAGAGAGAGCACUCGGACUCGCUGAGGGAGUUACCCGGCAUCGAGCAUAAAAUCAAGGAGAAUCGCUCACCGAUAAAGGAAAGUCAGAUCCAUGAGAGGAGGCUAGCAGAAGACAGCGCAAAGCCUGUUGUGAGAGACACUUCUCCAUACAACAGAACUUUGCUGAGUGAAAGCAUGAAGCUCAGCAAUUCAGUUAGCAAAGAUAGUGAAAGGAAAGCUGAAUCCUCCUGUGACCAUCAGAAAAUAAAGAACGAUGUCAAGAUAAAAGAAGAACGAAAAGAGGAUAAUGAGGUGAUGGUGAUAAGCUCGGACUCAUCACAGCAUCCCAGGAGCAGUGAGCCGCCUCACCAUGCAUCCCUACAUGGACUUCCACUUGGCCAUUCUGUGGGCCCCAUGCCCAUUACAAUGAGCAGCAUCCAUCAGAUGAACAACAUGAAUGUGCUUGACCGUGCUCGGAUGGUGACGCCCUUCAUUGGCAUGAACCCGCUGGCGGGAAGAGAACGUCUGCCCCACCCUGGAUUCUCAUGGGAUCCUGUCCGAGAUCCUUUGCGAGACGCAUACCGAAGCUUUGACUUGCACCGGAGGAUGGAGUUCCCAUUACGCACAGACCCCAUGCACAGGUUCCCAACAGCAGCCGGUUUCUACGAACAUGACCGGUCGUACAGAGACCGGGAGCCUCACGACUAUAACCACGAGCACGUUCUGGAAGUCAGGCGUGAGCAGGAGCGCAUUCGACAUGCCGAUGAAAGAGAACGCUUGCACCUACGGGAAGAGUUUGAUCGUGCCCGGUUGCAUGCCUUGCAUACAUCAGCCAUGGACAGUCACUUGGCACAUGUGCCACCCUUUAUGCCUCAUUUAAGCGGAAUGCACUACCCGAGGCUAAGUCCAUCCACUGCCAAUCACAAUGGGAUUUUGAACAGGACCCCACCAACUGCAGCACUGAGUGCUCCACCUCCUCUCGUACCAGCAGGCAGCGCGCGGUCUGUGUCUCCACGAAGGACUACUCCACUCACUAACUCAGAGUCUCGGGACUACUCCCCUUCUCGUAAUCCCAAAGAAGUUGAGGCACGGUAGUUCUUAAAUGUGGGGGAACUGUCCUGUGUAUGAGAUCCUUUAAUUCAAACAAUGCACUGCAACAAGAGAUAGCUGUAAAUUUAUAGAAUUGAAGCACAGUUGGGAGGGUUAAAAAGUCUGAACUUUGAUACCAGAAGAUUGCUUAUAAUUGGAAUUAAUAUAUUAUCAAUUAUAGAUCUCUAGAUUUCUUUGUGCAGAGAAUUCUGAAAUCAUGUUUGUACAUUUUUCCAAUGUUUGAAAUCUAAUUUGUAUGGAUUUGUAAUUUUAUUGUUUCAUUUUUAUUUGUUUGCUUUAAGUUUUAGUGUUCAGUUUCCAGCCGUUAAGGCCUCAAACUAUUUUAAUAAUACCCAGGGUUGCUAUGGUAUAAUUUGUCAAGAUACCUAUUUACAUUGAAUCCACUGUGAGGUUCCAUAUUGAGGCCAAAAAAUGACUUUCCUUUCUUUGGUUUCCAGAAAUGUCUGUGUACUCUGAGAAAUGUACAAAUCUGAAUUUGUUUUGCCUUAUUAACAAUUACAAGAUAUGCAGAAGAGGUCCAUGUGGUUCCUGUACAAAUGUAAAUACUCUGUUGAUACUCAGAACAUGCUAAUUAAAUUCUUUACUUAGGUAGCCUUUAUAAAGGGUUUCUGAAACCAGAAAAGCUCACUGGAUAUUUAUAUCACAAAAUUAUUCCUAUAAGUGUCACGUGGAAGUGUGCUUAAUGUUCAGUUUCAGAAAAGCAUAUUCAAUUCAACUAUGCAAGAACCGCAGGCAGGUCUUUCACAAAGGCUGCACAUCCAAACUAACGCCGACACAUGGUGAGGGAACACUCCCGCCGGCAAUGGUUGGGAGCAGGGGAGGGGCAAAAUACCACUCCAUUAAGAGACACAAAACUGCAUUUGCGAAAGAGAAGGGGGGGGGGGGGGGUGGAGAAGAAUAUUAUUGGACCAAUAAGGCACCCAGUUCAGAGAGAGACUUCAUUUCUCAAUCCACAACAGAGACAAUAAUGACAGACCUUGUAUUGGGCAGAAAUUCUUAGUGACUGGCAAGGACAUUCAGUGUGGACCUUGUGUAAUUGUGCAGUGUUUUUAUGGAAUCUGUAUACAAGACAAAGUAGUAUUUUAGGAAUCAAAAAUCUCACAGUACCAUUUCUGAUAAAAUACUGUUAGCAAAUGAAGUCCUUAAACAGAUGGUUCUGGCAGCGUGGUUCUGGCUGAACUACGCUGCAUGGCUCUUUAUUUCUUGGUCAUAUGUAAAUUUUGCCAUGUUUUACUUGCUGGACAAAAAAAGCAGCAUCUGUGUUUAUAUAUCUGGGCUUUUACUUGUAGUUCAUACAUCAGCUGCCAUUUCCUCCUUUCUGCUCUGUACUUUGGUUUCUGUAAUUUAAACAGACUUGAUUCCUGUAGAUCAAUGAGAAAAAUACAGCAUUGAUUUUGGACAAAA